Messenger RNA from Lemur catta (Ring-tailed lemur), 1061 nucleotides. RefSeq names its product family with sequence similarity 166 member B (gene CIMIP2B). The transcript has 6 exons. Bases 69 to 908 code for a protein of 279 amino acids. NCBI's taxonomy places the organism in Eukaryota, Metazoa, Chordata, Mammalia, Primates, Lemuridae. The record is from RefSeq and is a predicted model, not a curated record.
CCUGGACACAGUACACACAGCCGAGAGCCCCGGCUCAAAGGGAAACAAAAGGAACUGCCUGAGUUCCCAUGGCUGUGGCCAGCACCUUCAUACCUGGGCUCAAAUCUCAGAACCCUCAUUACAUCCCAGGGUACACUGGACACUGCCCACUACUUCGGUUCAGCAUGGGCCAGACCUACGGGCAGGUGACUGGCCAGCUACUUCGAGGCCCUCCUGGUCUAGCCUGGCCCCCUGCCCAUCGCACACUUCUGCCUCCCAUCCGGCCUCCAAGAUCUCCUGAAGUUCCCAGGGGGAGCCUACGGCUCAGGCGUGGGCACGAAAGGCUCAGCUCCUGCGUGAUCCCUGGGUACACAGGUUUCAUACCCCGGGCACAGUUCAUCUUUGCCAAGAACUGCAGCCAGGUCUGGGCUGAGGCUCUGAAUGAUUUUACCCAGCUGUAUGGGGGGCAAGGGAGCCAAGAGCUGCCCAAGGAGGCCAAGGGAGAAAAAGACUUGGAGAAAGAGCAAGAGUCAAAGCCGGGGCUAGAGCUGGAGGAGGAGAAGGAGGCAGUGCUGGAGGAGGUGGACCAAGCGUCCCCCUACUCCAUGGAUGACGGAGACCCUCAGAAAUUCUUCAUGUCAGGCUUCACUGGCUACGUGCCCCGUGCCCGCUUCCUCUUCGGCUCCAGCUUUCCUGUGCUCACCAACCAGGCGCUGCGGGAAUUUGGGCAGAAGGACUCACAGGGCGGAGCCCAGAAGGAUCCCAAACACCUCCCCCCACUUCCCAGGAUCUACCGGCAGAGGCUGGGGCUCGUACCUAACUACGGGGGCUAUGUGCCAGGGUAUAAGUUCCAGUUUGGCCACACAUUUGGGCAUCUCACCCAUGAUACUCUAGGCCUCAGCACCUUCCAGAAGCAGCUCCUGGCUUAGGCUCCUGGACUUCAAGCUCUUCUUUCCCUCUUCAUCCUAUCCCAGCCAUCCUUCUGGAAGGAUGGGGGGGGCACAACGAGAAGAUGGUUUGGAGGCUGAGCACCUUUUUUAUUAAUAGGUGUAAUAAAUAAAUAAAUACAUACAUAAACAGAA